Messenger RNA from Ostreococcus tauri, 2124 nucleotides. RefSeq names its product DNA replication licensing factor Mcm3. Lineage: Eukaryota; Viridiplantae; Chlorophyta; Mamiellophyceae; Mamiellales; Bathycoccaceae. The transcript has a single exon. Gene Ontology annotation, molecular function: ATP hydrolysis activity; ATP binding; single-stranded DNA helicase activity. The record is from RefSeq and is a predicted model, not a curated record. Bases 1 to 2124 code for a protein of 707 amino acids. Gene Ontology annotation, cellular component: nucleus; MCM complex. Gene Ontology annotation, biological process: double-strand break repair via break-induced replication; DNA strand elongation involved in DNA replication; DNA replication.
AUGGAGCGCGAGUUCGUGAAUUUUUUUCAAAAAUUUGAAAUCCCAGGAAACAGGGAGAGCUCAACCUACGCAGAAAAGCUACAGCAUGACGAGUGUAGAUUAGUGGUGAACUUGGACCAUGUACGAAUGUUUCGACCAUCGUUGGCGCAGAGUAUUUUGAAUGACCCAGGUACAGCACUGAGCGCCAUGAAGACAGCUGUGGAAUCUCUUUCAGCCAAAUUAACGAGUGCCGUUCAUCUCAGCGUAUCAGGAAACUUUGGAAGUUAUGAACUUUCGCCGAGACAGCUGCUUUCAAGAUAUAUCAAUAAGAUGGUAAAAAUUCACGGCAUCGUGACGAAGUGUUCUGCUGUGAACCCAAAAGUUCAAACUCUUGUUCAGUACUGUCCUAGUACAGGAAAACUUUCCAAUGGUCAGACGUAUCGUGAUGUGACCACACUCACUGGUAACAUUACUGGUAGCAGCUAUCCGAUCAGAGACCAAAGUGGAAACGCAUUAGAAAUUGAAUAUGGACUCGGUACAUACAUAGAUCAUCAACGUAUAUGUGUUCAAGAACUACCAGAAAAGGCGCCUGCUGGCCAACUACCAAGAUCAAUAGAUGUCAUUCUGGAGGAUGAUUUAGUCGAUGCAUGCAAACCAGGUGACCGAGUCAGUGUGGUUGGAAUCUAUAAAAUUGUUCCAGUUCAACAAAGUAGCACUUGCGUGUUUCACACGGUUUUGGUAGCAAAUCACUGUGAGAAACUACUCAAGGAAGCCUCUAUAGUUCCAAACCUGAAUGAAGUUGAAGAUAUGAAAAAAAUGGCUCAUUCGAUCGAGGCAAACCAACUUCUAAAGUUACUUGGUCGCUCUUUGGCUCCAUCCAUCUGCGGACACGAACACAUCAAGCAAGCAUUGAUACUCCUACUUGUUGGCGGUAAUGAGAAGAACUUAGAAAAUGGCGCGCACAUACGAGGUGAUAUUAAUUGCCUGCUCGUUGGCGAUCCCUCGGUCGCCAAAUCUCAGCUAUUGAGAAGUGUCAUGGGUGUUGCACCGUUCGCGAUCAGCACAACUGGUCGUGGAUCAUCUGGUGUUGGGUUGACAGCGGCUGUGACAAGCGAUGCAGAAACAGGAGAACGUAAAUUAGAGGCAGGUGCAAUGGUUCUUGCGGAUCGCGGUGUCGUUUGUAUCGAUGAAUUUGACAAAAUGAACGAUAUCGAUAGAGUUGCGAUACACGAAGUCAUGGAACAGCAGACAGUCACAAUUUCGAAGGCUGGCAUACAGGCAUCCUUAAAUGCAAGGUGCAGUGUUGUUGCUGCGGCAAAUCCGUUGUAUGGAAGUUAUGAUCACGCUCAAAGUCUUUCAAGGAAUAUAAAUUUACCAGACUCACUUUUGUCACGAUUUGACUUGCUUUUUAUUAUCCACGACACUUCAGAUGCCUCUGUGGAUCGCACGGUCUCCUCACAUGUUCUUCAGCUCCACGCACAGUACUCAAGUAUAUUGAAUGCACAAAGCAACCGGAUUGGUGCCGAGUUGAGGACGCCAAUCGAAACACGCAAUACAGAACGAUGGAGUUUUUGCAGCGCCCGCACCGAUCCUGAAGGAGGUACUCUCUCGAAGGGAGACCUGCAGAAGUAUUUGAGCUUUGCAAAAGACAGGCCUUGGGUGCAGCAACUGACAACUGAGGCUGAACUAUGUAUCGCAGAGCAAUACGCCAUUUGGAGAUUAGCGAAGGUUGGAAAAAGCAAACAGGCCGCAAGCUCUGUCCCAAUUACCGCGCGUACACUUGAGACGAUGAUCCGUUUAGCCAGUGCACACGCAAAGCUGAGACUAUCGAGAAGUAUUGACAAAAUGGAUGCACUCGAGGCUAUACGCUUGCUGAAAUAUACUGUAGACGCGAGCGACGGAGCUUCAGUCUCGUUGGGUUCAGACUCGUUUGGCGAAACGUCUCAGGAAGGAGACAGUACCCUCUUCAAGAAAGGCUUCAGCGUACUCCGUGCACAUCGGAAUGCCAUACCAUUGGACGAACUGACAAGAAGCGCAACGACGUGGUCACCGAAUCUGAACGCUGAAGCAGUCAUGCGCAUGCUAGAAGAUAUGCAAAACUCGAACGAGAUACUUGUUCAUGAAGGCACGGUGCACAUUAUUUAG